UGGCGUCACUUUAAAGUGUAGGAGUCGAGAAACUUCACCCAUGUAAAUACGGUCAAAAAGAAAGCUGUGUGACACGCUUCAGACAGCAAGACACAGUUUAUAUAUAUAUAUUAACCAGAUUGUUUUAAAUAUGCCCCGGAAAAAGCCAUUUAGCAACAAACAGAAGAAGAAACAGCUGCAAGUGAAACGGGAGAGAAAGAGAGGUGACACAGGUUCUGGGCCUAGUAGUCGCAAUGCCAGUGUGGAGCGAGGAGGAGAGCGACAGUCAGAUACCUCUGACAGUGAGACCACUGAUAUUAGGAGAAUAAACCAGCAGCCUUUCAGCAGAGAAGGUAGAUAUGACCCCAACAGGUUCCGACUGCACUUUGAGAAAGAGAGUAAAGAGGAGGUGGAAAAGAGGAAGAAGAUGGCCAGAGAGAAGGUGUUGCAGCCAGUCUCAGACAAAGAACUUGAAGUCGGCAUCAACGACAUCUAUCCCUCAGAGAAAGGUCUUGGUUUCCCACGACGGCCGUCCUGGAAUUAUGAAAUGACACGAGAGAACCUGUUGAGGAAAGAGGAGAAGUCGUACAGAGAGUACCUGGAUGAUCUUCACUCCAGAAAUCCACUUGGCUCUCUCAGCCACUUUGAACACAAUCUAGAGACAUGGAGGCAGUUAUGGAGAGUGUUGGAGAUGUCCGAUGUCAUUCUGCUCAUUGUGGACAUCAGGCAUCCGGUGCUGCAGUUCCCUCCAGCUGUGUACCACUACAUCACAGGAGAUCUACAGAAGCAGGUGGUCCUGGUGUUGAACAAAGCCGACCUGUGUCCUCCCCCACUGGUGAUUGCCUGGAAACACUACAUGACCUCUCAAUUCCCGCACCUGCAAAUAGUCUGCUUCACCUCCCACCCUGGACAGCCCUACAGCACAGUGCUCCAGAAGAAGAGGAUGAGGAAGAAGGCUAACUGGAGUCAUGCUGGAGGUCCUAUAGAUAUCCUGAAGGCCUGUCAGGAUAUCACAACAGGGAGAGUUGACUUGUCCAGCUGGGAGCAGAAGAUCCAGAGAGAUGCUGUUGCAGAGAGAUUUGGUGGGGAACGUGCAGAUGACGGAGCGGAGUCGGUUCUGAUGGAGCAUCAAAGUGACAGUGCUAUGGAGAUGAGCAGCCUAUCACAGGAGCUCUACAAAGAUGGGGUUCUCACAUUGGGCUGUAUAGGCUUUCCAAAUGUUGGUAAGUCAUCUGUUAUAAACAGCCUGGUGGGGAGGAAGGUGGUGAGCGUGUCUCGAACCCCAGGCCACACCAAAUACUUCCAGACCUACUACCUCACCCCAACAGUGAAACUCUGCGACUGCCCUGGACUGGUCUUUCCCUCGCGUGUCAACAAACAGUUACAGAUUCUGGCUGGCAUCUACCCAGUGUCUCAGCUGCAGGAGCCCUACAGCUCAGUUGGUUAUCUGUGCGAGAGGACUGCGUUCCUCUCCGUGCUGAAGCUCCAACAUCCCAGUUUGAUGGAGCAUGAACCCCAUAACAGAAACCAGAGGUCUGAAGAGUUUAGCUGGACUGCGUGGGAUGUGUGUGAGGCCUGGGCAGAGAGGAGAGGAUAUAAGACAGCAAAAGCAGCUCGCAACGAUGUUUAUCGUGCUGCUAAUAGUCUCCUGCGGUUGGCAAUUGAUGGCAGAUUGUGCCUUUGCCUCAGACCACCUGGCUACAGCUGCCUCAGAGAGCAUUGGGAAAAUCACCCGGAUUUGCCAGAGAUUAUGGCUCUACAAGGACGGACGACAGAGGAGGAAGGGACAGGAGAGAGGGACGAUGAGGAGGACGGAGAGUCCAGUACCGAGCCAGAGGAGGAGAGAGACAGGGAUGCAGAUGAUGAUGAGGAUGGAGAUGGGGAUGAUGAAGAUGAGGGGUUUGGACAUCCAAGACGGAAGGACGAUAAGCCAUCUGGCUUCACCGUUAACAUGUACAAUGUCCUCCGGGAAAAUGAGUGUGAGUGAUAACAGAGGGAAAGAUGAGCAGGAAUAAGUUGUUUCUCUUCCCUGACUUUUCCCCAGUGCACUUUUCAUUCCUUUUAUUUGCCAAAACUUGCUUUCCUUCUGCGUAUCGACUCCUCAUAUCACUUGCUUCUCUGUACAUGAACAUGAUCUAUUCUAAUGAAUUCCCCCUGUCUCCUUCUCCCAAUAAUAUACAGAGCAUAUUCAUGUAUUCCAUGUUGUGCCUCUGCUCCGCUUGUUCUUUAAUGUUGCUUCUAGGAAUGGGUUUGGUUUGGUUUGAUUUAAUCUUUCUUUUUGCAUGUAGUUCUCAAAGACAAAUGAACAAGUUACUUCCCUAAGCCUGGAAUAAUCAACCAACUGGUUUUCAAUCUCUUUAUUGAUAAGUGACCUCACAGCUGAGAUGCCAAAGUUCAGGAAAGGUUGAAAAAACAAAUCAGAUGCACUGUCGAUAUGAUGUCAUUCACUGGAGCAGCCUUUUGGCUCACAGAGCAGCUUGAGAUUUAAGACCACAACUCUAAAUCUUCUUAUAGACCAUAGUAUGUCUCAACUUUGGUUUGGGUGUGGGAUGUGAUAUGAGCGAUAAAACCAAUAUUUCUUCACACAGUUUUUCAGUUACGAGUAUUACGAUUCUGUUAGAGGUUCAUUUCUCUGAACUUGGUUAUUAUUUAGAUGAUCCUGUAUUGAGAGUGGUAUUUUAUCAGGUGUGAUUCUACACAGUCAACAAUACGUUUCAGAAAAUUUCUGGGAUGGGGGGAGGGAAAGGGGUGUUGAAUCCUGUAUUGCUGGAAUAGGCUGUUUCAAGAAUUUAACCUGUAGUGUUUUAACUACUGCAAAAAUUAUCCUUAGAUGCUGAUGGAGAGCUACAGUAUUUAGAGUAGGAUUUGGCUACAGUCAUUCAAGUUUUAAUGCUAAUGGCAGCACAGUGGAACUGAGCCAUUUGAGACUGCUUAAAAAUCAGUUAUAGGUAUAGUUUGACAUAUUUGCACAUAUGUUUAUUGGCUUUCUUGCCAAGAAUUAAAUGAGAAGAUUGAUGCCGCUCACAUCUGUACGGCAAAUAUGAAGUUGGAGACAGGAGAUGGUUAGUUUAGCUUAGCUGGCUCUACCAGCACCUCCAAAGAUAACUAUUAUUAUUAUAUUUUGUUUGUUUAAGAUGUGAAAAAACCGAAGUGUAAAUAUUACACAUUGUGGAUUUACAGCAGGGUGUGUGUUGCAUUAUUUCUUGGUGCCAGGCUAACAGUGGAGAGCCCAGGUAGUUACUUCACCUGACUGAGUGUUAGAGGUCCUGGUAGUCUGAGUUUGUUACAUUUGGACAGAGCCAGGCCCGUUUCCAGUCUUUGUGCUAAGCUAAGCUAACUGGCUGCUGGCUGUGCUAUAUGAGAGUGGUAUCGAUCUUCUCAUCUGACUCUCGUCAAGAAAGUGAUAAAGUAUCUUUACCAAAAUGUCAAAACUGUUUCUUUAACCACACAGAAAGAGAGACUGGUCUCUACAGCUCCCAUCUGUCCUUCAUUAUAAAUAACAUUACACACUCCAUCUUUGCAAUGUUGUUGGUUUUAUGAAAUAUAAUUAUUACAGUGUUCAAAUUCAAAAUCUGGUCCUGUAAUGCUGUUAAAACACCUGCUACAGACAUUCCUUAUUCUUGGUCAAUACUUUUUUUUAUCUAACUUUCUCUUGAAACUAGAAAACUGGCAGCUGUCUGACCAGUCUCUCUCUCUCUCUCUCUCUCUCUCUCGCUCUCUCUUUCUUUCUUUCACUCUACCUCUCUCUCUCUCUCUCUCUUUCGCUCUACCUUUCUUUCUCUCUCUCUGUGUGUGUGAUGGCCCCGCUACAAUCCUGAGUGCUGUAUUAUUGUGUGCUGCUUCAUGUGUUCACUGAGGGAACCCUACAGCACAGUGCUGUGUUACCAUGUAAUGCAUCACACUGCAGCCACAUGCAGUCAUUUCUACCAUUGGUACAAUGUGAAGCAGUUACUCAACACUACCAUAAUGUUGGAGACAGCAGACUUUUUGCUGUGUUGAUGUGGAUUUUUGUUUAUUGGAAAUAUUCAAACUGGCGUUAUCUAGAGAAUGUGGUGUGAAGGCUUGAGGUGUGUUCAGGCUAUUUGCUGCAUUCCUCAUUUCAUUCCUAGUAUGCCUAAUGACGAACUGGACUGCUUUCUGCAAUAAAAGAAAAUAUUCCUCUAAA
Messenger RNA from Seriola dumerili (greater amberjack), 4144 nucleotides. RefSeq names its product G protein nucleolar 1 (putative) (gene gnl1). Gene Ontology annotation, molecular function: GTPase activity; GTP binding. The record is from RefSeq and is a predicted model, not a curated record. NCBI's taxonomy places the organism in Eukaryota, Metazoa, Chordata, Actinopteri, Carangiformes, Carangidae. The transcript has 12 exons. Bases 131 to 1966 code for a protein of 611 amino acids.